CUAAUGUGCAACCGGUUAGACAUUAUAGGUUGUGGACCGUGACUUAAUUAUCAGAGAAAAAAUAGCUGUUUAUGAGAAUGAUAUUUCUUAGUUACUGAAAAGGAAGAUGGCAGAAGCUAGCACAUCCUCGGCUGAUGAUCAAGAGUUGAGGAUAAAGGAACUGCAUGCUAAAAUGAUCGUUAAUGUUGCCGACUACAUCAACCCAUUGAUUGCAAAUGAUGACUGGAAAAAAUUCCUUACGCUGUUAACACCCACCCUAAAACCUGUUGAUUUGUAUAGAGAAGACAACAGUUUCUAUGCGAUUUGUGAAGCACUGAAAAAAAAAGGAAAGAUAGAUUAUGGAUCCUAUACUAUACUGUAUAAAGCUGUCAAUGGUGUUAAUACGGAAGCCGCUGAGAUCAUUAAAGCAACAUCUGAUGAGAUCCAGAAGAUCCGAUCAGCAGGACCAACAAAACCCAAACAACGAAAUAAGGAAUACGAAGACCAGAUCAAAGGACCAACAAAACCCAAACAACGAAAGAAGAAAUACGAAGACCAGUUCAAAGGACCAACAAAACCCAAACAACGAAAGAAGAAAUACGAAGACCAGUUCAAAGGAAUAUGUCCUGAAUUUUGGCCUAUGAUAGUAACAACAAAUUGUGCACUAAAGACUGACAAAGAACAGUUCAUUCCUACCAAAAGUUUCCUAGAUGCCCGUCAAAAACUUCAGAGGAACAAAAUCGUUAUAAUCCAGGGAAACACAGGGGACGGGAAAUCGUCUAUUGCACUUGAACUUCUCCGUUUGAUGUGCUGUAAUGAAGAGGAGGGGCAACAGAAACGAUGUCGACAACCACUACAACUACACAACAUACAACACUUGGAUUCGGUGACACCAGAGUCACACUUAGUUAUUUAUAUAGAUAAUAUUUUCGGAAAAAAUGUUGUGUGUCAGGAUGAUGUGAACGAAUGGGAGAAACGAGAAGAUUCUAUUAUGUCCAAACUUUAUGGAACAGAUACAGUGGCCAAUUAUUUAGUCAUUACAGUUCGCAGUGGAAUCUUAAAAUCUUUAAAUGGCAUGGGCAACAUAUUUAAGGAUCAAAAUAUUGUUGAUCUCAGCAGAUAUACAGAUAAAAAUGAAAAACUAAAACUGUUAAAAGCAUACGAACCAAAAACUGAAUUUGUUAAAUGGACAGAUGAGGAGGAGAAACAGAUUAUCAACUCUUCUCCAGACAUUGGGUUUCCCCAGUGUUGUAGGCUAUUUAGAGACACACCUAUAUUGCAAGCAGAGAGAGUCAAUUUCUUUCAAAGGCCUUUUGUUUAUCUGAAAGCCGCUUUAUCUAAAAUAGAAGACGGAAAAUUUUAUGGUCUGCUGUAUCUGUUCCUCAAUGGAGGCGUAGUUAUAGAAUAUGAUUUAGACCCUUUCAUUGAAAAUAUUGAUGAAAAUGAGAAAAUGAAAGCAUCCUUUGCUGUUCCCGUGGUGAAAAUUAAACCAGAGAUUGACAAAAAAAUAGAGAAAAAAGCUGAAUUUGUAAAGGAGUCGUUAGAAUGUCUGUUGGGUUGGCUGGUGAAAAAAGAAUCCAUGGAAAACCAAGGGAAACAUUUCCCUUCUUAUAAAUUCAACCACGACUCUAUUGAGGAAACCGUGGCACUAUUGUUUGGAGAGAAAACUCCCAUUGGCUACAUCCAGAAUUGUCCUAAAAAAUUCCUCAGUUAUGUAACUAAAAAAACAAACAUCCCAAACAGGAUAGUUAUAUAUUCUGAUGCUCAAACAAAUGCCAUGUAUAAACGAACAGUGAGAGAGUUUAAAUCUGCUGAUCCUAAAAGUGACCGGUAUUUGAAUGAAUGUGAAUAUUUAGCUACAUUAGAUGUAUGGACACACACCAUGUUUCUACAGGGAUUUUUCAGUUGGUUAAGUGGUCAGAAUAUUGACCAAAACUUGUGCUACCUGAUAAAAUGUGCGUUGUUGAAUGGAGCAUGCUCUACUGGUUCAGAAGAUAAGGUCUCAUAUCUUAUUUCUGUUGGUGCGACACCUGACAAGGAGACACUUUUUUAUGCAGUAAAGGGUGGGAGUGUACAACUACUGCGUCAACUACUGAAGUAUGACGUCAUUCCUUCAGCAAGGGCAGACAGGUCACGAUCAAAUAGAUACCAUACCAAAUAUAUCAAUGUCCUACACGAGGCGUGUUUGUUUGAGAGACAAGAGAUGGUGACAAUGUUGUGUGACACUUAUCCAGACUUGGUACAUGAUACUGACGGUUACGGAGAAAGCACGCUCCAUCUUGUGGCAAGGACAGGAAACUGUGGUAUAUUUCAGACAGUGGAGAGAUCGAUGCUUAAAUCUUUGUGUAGAGUUGAGGAUGAACAACACCAGUGUGAUAGUCGUGUGGUACAUAGGAGUUGUGCGUGUGCUCAGUUCAUGUCACAGUUAGUGGACGAGUUAGGGUGGACUGUAUUGCACGUGAGUUGUGUGUAUGGACACAUGGAUAUUCAUUUAGAGUUGUGCAAGUCGUAUCCGACACUGGUCACUCGUGUAGAUAAUCAUGGGAAAACUCCAUUACAUGUGGGCUAUAGAUAUGGAAGUAGGGAUAUUUGUUUAGCAUUGUGUAAGCUCUACCCAACACUUACCGGAAUUUUAGAUCGCAACGGAAGAACAGUGUUACAUGAGAGUUGUAUGCAGGGGAAAACGGAGCUUUGCUUAGAGUUGUGUAAGUUUCAUCCAGCACUUACCAAAGUUGUAGAUAACGAUGGGAAGAAUGUAUUACAUCUGAGUUGUAUGAGAGGCCACGUGGAUCUGUCUUUAAAAUUAUGUAACCUAUACCCCGCGCUAAGCGAUGUUGUAGAUAAGAAUGGGAGAACAGUGUUACACGAGAGUUGUGAAGAGGGACAAAGGGAGCUUAGUGUAGAGUUGUGUAGAUUAAACCCAGCACUAACCACUGUUGUAGAUAGCGAUGGGUACCAUUGUCUACAUUAUGUAGCCAAGGAAACAUCAGAUGUUGACAUGUUCACAGAUUGUGAAUUUCACGUAAAACAGCGCGUAGAGUCAACAGGAGGUAAGUAUGACAUCACGACAUUACUUACUAAUGAUGGGAAAUCUAUUUUAGACAUAGCAAAAGAACGAUCAGAGUUGCUGUUGAAGUGCAAUGAAAUGCCCGAGAAGACAUAUAAAAAUCCUUUGUAUUAUUAUCUUCUCAAAUUCUUCUCAAAAUCCUCUCCCGUGAGGGAUGAUUCGAUGAAACGGAUCUAGGGAGUUACUGAACACAGAUUUUUUUUUUAUUUCUUGGCCCUCCUGUUGACUCUAAGCGCCGUCCACCCGUAAUCGUUAUAGCUUUUUACUUUGGAUGUACUAGGGUAAAAUUUGUGAGAGAUUUAUUGUUCAGUUUCCCCUCGAUUCAUAGUUUUGA
Molecule: messenger RNA, 3380 nt
Organism: Pecten maximus
Lineage: Eukaryota; Metazoa; Mollusca; Bivalvia; Pectinida; Pectinidae
Exons: 8
Coding region: 107-3223 (1038 amino acids)
Cellular component (GO): plasma membrane
Molecular function (GO): protein phosphatase regulator activity; protein phosphatase 1 binding
Source: RefSeq, a predicted model, not a curated record